AUGAGUGAACUUGAAUCUGACAGCCAUGAGGAAGAAUUCCUCAUGGGUUCCAGACAGCGUCGAUCUAAUGCUGGUAAUCGGAUGAAGAAGCUGCUGGAGCAGGAAGUUGAAGAGAUGCAAUCGAAGACUGGGUCCUUAAAUGAUGAUGAGCUGGAUCUUCUGUUCAAGGAGGAUGCUGAAGAUGAGGAUUUUGAAAGUGGUAAUAGUGCAAGUGAACCUGAGGAUUCGGUCGAGAAGGAGCAGGUUUCGCAAGUGGAAGAUGAAGACUUGGUGGUAAGUGAAUCAGAUGAAGAAGUGUCAGAUCAGGAUGAAGAUGGGGAGCAGGAAUUGCAGAGGCAGGAGAUUGCCCAGCGGAAGAGGAAGAGAAAGGCAAAACCACCUGUGCUGAAAAGGAAAGCUGUAAAAGUCGACAGAAGCGCUGAAGAAGCAAAAAGUAAGGCAACUUACGAAUUGUUAAAGGCUGAAAGUUUAUUGACAUCGGAUAGAAGAACCUCCAAGAGAUCACAUGUGAUAGCCAAUAAGCUGGAGAUCUAUGAAAAGUUGAAUAUGGCUGAAAAGAAGCGUAAAAUCAUACAGGAGAGACUAAAAAAGCAUAAGGAGCAACAGAAUGAUGCAAUACUGACGCAGGAAGAUCGUUUAAGAAUUGCAGCAGAGACGGAAAAGCUCAAUUUGCUAAGUCUAAACAAGUACAAAGAACAAGAAAUAUCCAAGAAACAGACAAGGCUUGCUAUGCAACAGCGACAAAAAAUGAAGUUUAAGACGGGUGAGCCAAUCAUACAAGAGGUGACGACAGCUUGGAUUGUUACUCCCGCAAUGGAAGUGGAUGAUAAAGCAUACUGGGAUGAGCAAUUGAAGAAGCGUGACAAGAGAAGAAAGAAGUAUCCGCGUAGACAAUCAAAGAAACAAAGCCCAGGGCCUGGUAAAGAUGGCAAGUCAAAGAAUCUUCAAAAAGAUGAACCUAGAGCGGUAAGUGACAACGCCGACGAAACGAAUCAUUCAACACUACCAGCUAUGGAGAAGAAAGAAGAAGAGAUUGUGAAUGCGUCAACCAUGCCCAACAGUGCAGUAAAGGGGGAUGAGAAGACCACACCCAACCCAUUGAAUCAUGCAAAAGAACAGAACCUCAAGGAUGAGAUGAUAUCCGACGAAGAAAGAAAGAAGAAGGAGAUGACUGGACCGCCAACAAAUAAAGGCGACGAGCAAACACCUGAAAAUAAACCUACGAUAGAUAAAUCCGAUGAUAUCGAGAAGGAACAAAAAAUUGAGGCUUCUCUUGGGAUAGCUGCUGAACAGCUCCCAGUAACAAAAGUUCCAGAAAAAGGAGAUACCAGGUCUUCGACUAAGCAAACUUUUUUCAAAGGUGAAACUGAGAUCAAUGUCGACAAUUUGACAGAUUCGCAGGACAAAAAGAAGACCGGAGUGCCGGACUCUCAAGAGGAAAUGCUUGACAAUGUUCAGCCAGAAGACGAGACUAAACACGUUUCCUUUGAGGAACCCAGAAUUAAAACUAUGGAUCCGGUAGACCAAGAUGCCAAAGAGCAAAUGCAGGACCAGUCAAAUGCAAACGAUCCUGAAAUUCCAGAGCUUAUGGAUGAUGUUGAAAGCGAAGAGGAGCAAAUAUAUCAGGGUCCCUCUCAAGAAGUAUCCAAGAAUUUCGUGACAAUAUACAACUUUGCAGUUGAUUCAUGCAAAGGUGAUGUUCGUGAUGAAUUGUUUGGACUUCAGUGGUCAGGCUCUAAUAACCAGAGGUCUACUGAUGUCGAAAACAUUAGCAAGCUUGUAAUGCCUGAAGUUUUGCCUGGAGCUGAUGAUAAAUCGCCCAUUGUGCCAGACUUGUCUUUUCUGAGUAGUUUCCCGGCAUUCGGUGAGUACGGGAAGAAGGUGAUCUACGACGUUGGCUUGAAUACUGGCAAAGAGUUGGAAAUAGAAAUUAAGACGCUUCCGCCUAGCGGUGUCUUGUUCCCAAAUGGUGUACGAAAGAAGUGCUUUAUAACUAACAAGGAAUGUCAGUAUUUUGACCCGAAGAACGGUGUGCCAUACUCAGAUGUUGAAGCUUAUAAGGUUAUUCAAGAGUUGCAAAAUCCGUUGGGCGCUGGCACGAAUGAUGAGCCAAUUCCACAUUUCCAGUGGUUUGGCUUCAAAAAUGGGGGCAUCUAUCUGAAUCUCGAACAAAGGCCGGCAAAAGGAGUACCAGAGGGGUUUGCUUAG
Torulaspora delbrueckii is the source of this 2208-nucleotide messenger RNA. It is a transcript of the gene VPS72, whose product is annotated as Vps72p. Bases 1 to 2208 code for a protein of 735 amino acids. Gene Ontology annotation, biological process: chromatin remodeling; regulation of DNA-templated transcription. Lineage: Eukaryota; Fungi; Ascomycota; Saccharomycetes; Saccharomycetales; Saccharomycetaceae. The record is from RefSeq and is a predicted model, not a curated record. Gene Ontology annotation, cellular component: nucleus. Gene Ontology annotation, molecular function: ATP-dependent H2AZ histone chaperone activity. The transcript has a single exon.